Seminavis robusta is the source of this 1515-nucleotide messenger RNA. Lineage: Eukaryota; Bacillariophyta; Bacillariophyceae; Naviculales; Naviculaceae. The record is from the annotation of a GenBank genome assembly.
AUGCAGUUGAUUGCCAAGUUUCCGUUUCAAGGCAAUCCGGGUGAAAAUCAGUUGACGUUUCCGGCAGGAGCUAUCAUUGAUGAAACACCCAACAACCACACCUACAAGAACACUGUCAACAACAACAAUGGAUGGUUACAUGGGACAUAUCAAAAUCAGAGGGGAUGGUUUCCGGCAGACUUUGUUCAGCCCCUAGUUUCACCUAGCAUGCCACCUCCCAGGGCGCCAGAACCAGAAGCCAACAUUGUGCUGGCGCCCAUGGCAGCUUCCAUGCCAAUGGCUUCUGCCGUCCCAAUAACUGAUAAUGGGGCAGCAAGAAUGCAGGAUGUGAGUGACAGUCGCAUCACAUCUGCUUCAACUGGUCCAAUGCUGGAUUAUAGCGCCGCGUCCUUUGCAUCCCUUCCACCACCAUCUCGCAAGAAACUCGACAAUUCACAGAUUUCACAAUUGAUUGCCCAGGGGUUCACCAGAGGCUUGGCGGAAUCUCUGGAUGAUGCCAAGCAAACAUUUGCCAAACGCAUUUGGGUUGUGGAUAACUCCGGGAGCAUGCAGAAAACAGAUGGCCAUCGAUUGGUGGAUACGGGGAGACGAAAGAAUCUCAAGUUCGUCGCGUGCAGUCGAUGGGAGGAAAUCACAGAAUGCGUUUGCUACCAUAUUCAACUAGCAGCUCUGAUUCAAGCACCGACAUCCUUUCGGUUUCUCAAUGACCCUGGCGCACAUGUGGGUCCACAACAAUUCACCAUUGACACGUCCAUGGAGGCACCUGACUAUCACGGUAAGAGUGCCCCGUACAACACAAACGCUAAUGUCAGUCCACAAGAAGCCCUUAAAAUCGUCAGAAAAGCCAGACCAGGAGGUUGCACCCCGUUGACCGAUCACAUUUUGGCCAUCCAGUCAGAAUUGGAAGCCAUGACACCGCAAUUGCGAGCCAAUGGACAAAAGGUUGCAGUCGUCAUUGCGACAGAUGGACUUCCUACGGAUGAACGUGGAUACGGGGGUGACGCUCAUCAACUUCAAUUCGUUGACGCGCUUCGCACGUUGGAAGGAUAUCCUGUCUGGCUCGUUAUACGAUUGUGCACGGACGAAGAAAAGGUGGUGGAAUUCUACAAUGAUCUCGAUUCACUAUUGGAACUUUCCAUGGAGGUCCUGGAUGAUUUUGAAGGCGAAGCAUCAGAGGUACAUGAACAUAAUGCUUGGUUGAACUAUGCCUUGCCUCUGCAUCGAAUGCGUGAAAUGGGCUACCAUGACCGAGUCUUUGACAUGUUGGAUGAGCGACGCUUGACCAAGAGUGAGCUCAGUGAUUUCGUUGGUAUUCUCGUGGGUGGCUCUUUCAUGGAUGGCAUGCCCGACCCCAACGUGGAUUGGGAGAGCUUCUUACGGCGGCUUGAUAGUUGGUUGAAGCAGAAGGACCACGCACCCGAGCAGUGGAAUCCAAUGAAGAAGAAGCUUGGCCCUUGGUUGGAUCUGCGCAAAAUGCAUCACGACUUUGGAGAAGGUAGCUGUGUGAUUCUAUGA